GAGUGACGUCACCAGUGCACCUGGUAUUCAGCCGGACGUGGUUUGUGUUGCUCCGACUCCUGAAAAAUCGUUGUAAAUAUGGCUUACAGCUCCGCGUCCUUGUGCCAGCAAUGGGUCAACUAGGUGUUAAAGUUCUCCUUAAACGGUGAGCCCAGUGUAAAUGUGGUAAAUGUCCACAUGAUAGCCCCAUUCGACAUCGGACCUUUUCAGUUUAGCAUGCAUCCUCAAGCUAGAAUCUUCUCGGUGACGUCAUCCCUACCUACGUCAUAAUGGGGCGCUGGUGACAUGGCCACGUCAUGCAUGCUGCCUAACCCGAUGACUUGCUGCGCUUCCUGUGACGUCACAGCAGAUACCUUGCAUGACGCCAUUCCUUUGAGGGGCGCUCUGAGAGAUGUCAUUACUCUGUCCAGUCAGUGUCACGGCUUGAUGGCUCCCACACAGGCCAUCACCUCCAGUGCUCCUCACCGCGUUCCUUCUCCGCUGUUGUCCGCGAUGGGCGUCAGCCAGCACAGUGACGAUUCCCUCCAAGGUCCUCCUUCUCCGGCGCCGUCUCCACCGAGGAGUCGCUCUCCGCCUCGUGCGGCCGCUGCCAAACACGUGUCCUCCUCCGCCACAUCUGUUCACGCUCUAGUCUCGGGGGGCGAUUUGUCCGUCAGUGAGGAUGAGGUCAACCAACUCCCUCUCCUGAAGGUGUCGUCGAAGGAGCUGCGAUAUAGAGGCGAGGGAGCAGAACACAUCGUCUUGAGAGUCCUCACCUCGGGACAGGUAUUACGCAUUCGGAAAACAGCCGUUGGAGCAACAUCCUCAAAGAAGGACUUGGUCAUCCGGGCGAAGAAGGACGAGGAGUUUCUUCACAACGUGGCUCGACCUAUUCUGGGACCUCUCCUCACAGACGAGUCCCGACUUGUCUGCCUCGACGCAUCCACCGUUCAGGAGCUGCGAGACACCUUAGCGCCUCUGAGACAAGUUCAUCGCCGACAUAAAGGAAUAAAUAACGAAGGAGUAGCCUGCAUCUGCCCGGAUGCAGCCAGCAUUUUUAUUUCAAGAAAGUCUUCAACUCUGUCUUCCUCGCCAGCUUCGUCCAAUUCAUCGUCAGCUAGUUCUUGCUUUUCACCUUCACCAUUGUUAUCUCAUGAUGUCAUCAUCAGUUCGUCUUCCUCCUCGAGAGUGUCGAGCGAACAAGUUUCUAGUAGUGUCCAGGAGCCUCAUUAUAAUGGACAAGACAUUCAGUUGAUACCAAGGAUGAAUUUCUCCUCUCGGGAGAUUUCUCAGGGAGCCAAAGCUGGAAAGAAUCUCAGGAACACCCAACCAUCAAGUACAAGUAGUUUACCUAACGAUUCAUCCCCCUCUGAAGUGGAGAACAGUUCAUGUUCAGAACUCAAGAAAGCCUCGUUGUCUGAAUGGCAAAACGUCGAGGAAGCAGACUGUCCAACGAAUUCCUUGCACAGCACUUCAAGCAUUUCUGUCAAUAGGGAGCCACGGAACAUAUGCAUUGAAAUCAAACCCAAGCAAGGUUUCAUUGACACCUCGACUCCCGAGUUGCCUCUCUGCAGGUAUUGCGUCAAGCAGCACAUCAAGGUUGGGAAGGAUGCAGACCAUGCUACCAGCUGUUACUGUCCUCUUGAUCUCUUUUCUGGUAAUCUGACAAGGAUGAGAAAAGCAGUGGAUGGUUUAUUCGAGUCACCUCAAAAUAAUUUCAAAGUGUUUUUGGAUGGUGAACCAGUAGAAAACUGUUUGUCCUUCAGGUACUUGCGGGACAUCAUCAUUGCUGCUCUAACUUAUGACUUUAGAACACCUAGGGUGGAACUACAUGAAAAUGGACCUCUGAACCCAUGCUCUCCUUUAGGGAGAACUCUUGGAUUUCAGAUGCUUGAUAAACUGGGAGUGUAUUGUGCAGCAAAUAUGUAUCGUUAUCUUGUUAAAAUUAUGGGUGACUCCAAAGCAGCAGAUGCUUUACUCCAAGAUCUCAAGUGCUGGACUGGAGAUAGUCAGUUUUGUCAAGCUAGUAGCAAAAUUUGCACCAGAUGUUUCCAAGAGGACUCCAAGCAAGUUAAUGGUGUAAGUGAUGUGAUCUGUAGAGGCCUCAUUGACAAAGGCUCUCAUGAAAAUGAACAUGAAAUUUUUUAUGAUCCUUCAACAAGAAGCAUAGCUUCAGAUCAUCUGGAACAUGACAUAGGAAGUUGUUUAAAUCCUAAAUUAAACCAAGAACAUUCUUUAUCAAUCACAAACAUCAAGAGGAUACCAGAACAUAUAGUAUCAGGAGAGUUUUUCAUACAGGAUGACAUAAUCCGUAAAUUACAAGAAUAUUUGUUGUCGACCACAGCCAAGGAUUUAUCUUUGAUGAUAUUGCUGAGUGGGCCAUACAGAAGUACUCCUGUACCACACAAUGCUGUGAAUGCUUCACCAUUCAUCAUAGAGCUUGACGACAGUUCAUGGUAUCGAUGCCAAGUAACAGGGGUAGACUUGGUAGCCAAACCUCCUAGCAAAAUUUUAAAACAUGAGCAAGAUUACGUGUGUCUGAAAGCAGUAUUGGAGGACUUACAGAAACAAGGGAAGAAGCCAGCAUGUUGUAAGUAGUAGCCGACUCUCAUUUUUAUUCACCUGGUGCCAUAACAGCGCAUGCUGUCAGCAUGCAGCCUUGAUUCAGUGUGCUCUUCUUAUUGUAGGAGAUACAGCAUAACUCAUAUGUAGUUAUGAAUGUCGUUUUAAUUCUUGUAGUUUAAUUGAUGUGCUAAUCUGUAUAUAGAUACAGUUUAACAAUAAAGUAUCAAAUAUGUACUUUAAUAUAGGGCCAUAUUUUUAUCAAGAUAUUUUUAUCCAGUUUGAAAUAUUAUUUUUCUCAAAUCUAAUAUUGCAUGGUGCCAUAUCCUGCUUAUGAGAUAAAGAUAUAUUUAUGGUAUCACUUUAGUGAAUUGUCUUAAUUAUACAGAAGGACAUAAUCUUUUAUUGUAUAUGUAUAAGUGUGUGAUGAAUUUUUUUUUAAGAAGAUUCGGUGCAUUGUGUAUAUCAACAAAGUGAUGAGUAAGCACAUGAGCUUUUGUGAAUGUUGAAAAACUUGUUAGCCUGUUUGAUUGUACUUAACUUAAACAAAGAGCAAACAAUGUAAUUGAACUCUCAGAACUGUUUACAUGGAUUGCAAAAGAAAUGAAAACAAUUAAGUCAGUGAUAACAAAAAGCAAAUGAAAAUUUUAUGGAAAUUCAGAACAGGGUAAUAUGCAUUAUGUAUUUUGGACUUACAGGAAAAUUGAUGGUUAAGUUAGUAGGAAUGAAAUAGUAACAAUUUAGUGGUCAUGGUUAUUGAUUGAAACUAUAAAUUUAUAUUGUACUGACUCUAUUAACUCAUGCUUUUAGUAGCAAUACAUUAGUUUGAAUAGAUUUGUGCUGUUAGUAAUAUUCUCGUAUGUAUUUUUUUUUAUUCUCAAAAUAAAGGUGGGUAGAUGCCAGUAUGCUAAAGGCAGCAAGUUUAUAUGUUGAAAUAGGUAUGCUGUUUGCAUUGUAUAGUUUUAUAAUUCUUAUGACUGUACAGGUAUGUAAGAUGUAAAGUUAAUAUCAGUCAGUGUCCGUUUUGACAAAGAAACAUAUUCUGAAUUAUUGAUAAACCAAAGAGUAUUUUAAUGAUAAAGAUGUACUUCUUAUGACCAUACUUAUUUAUAUAAAAAUUAUCCCCAGUUAAAUUGUGUAAAGCUGGUGAGUGCCACUGAGAACGGACCAGACUUUAUCCAGCUAUUCAUUAAUGGGGCCAUUGCCUUCUUAAGUUGCACAGUAUUACCUUGAAAAUUUCUGGAUAUACACCUUUCAUGUACCACUAUUUGGCAGAAAACAUAUGAAAUCAGAGAAUAAGACCCUUUUAUAUCAAGGAAGAACUUAAUUUUUUCAAAAUUUUAGUAUUACAAUAGGCUGGAACCACAUAUACGUAAUGGAAUUCUAUCAUAGUACUGAAUACUAUUAUAUUUUUUAUAUUAACUACAAUGAAAAUAUCAUUGAAAAACUUUAAAAUAAUGUAAUCAAUGUACACAGGCUUCACCAUACAUAGGCAGUAGAGAAAUGCAUCUUGCACAUCCUAUAAGUAUUUGUUAAUGAAAAAUACUUCCAGAGAGAUUUGUCAUUAUAACCCUAUUUUGAGGAGAAAUUUUUAUUUACAAGUAUCAAGUAUUACAACACAUAGUAUAAGUGCUAUUCAAGUGAAAGAUCAUAACUAAACAAAAAGUUUAUGUAAAAUUUUGUUUACAAAUAUUAAUGAAAACUUCAACACUAGGCCUUAGAAAAAAUUUCAUUUUCACAAAGAGUGGUUUUAAUUUUACCUCAACAGGUAAAAGGUCUUGAAUUUUGUAAGGAAUUGGCAUUUUGAUUAAAUACCAACUUAUUUCCCAUCUUAUGACAGAGUUUCCUUCAUUAAUUGUAUGUGGCUGCUGGUGCUAUAUUUUGUAAAUUCAGAAAGAAUAAGACUAGAAUUCUUUAAUUGAUGCUAAUAUUGUAAAUUUGUUAGCACCAGUGAUGUAUUUAUACUAAAUGUAUAAAUUUCUUUAUUAUUUCAUUAGCCGUCCAAAUUUAUUGUUUUUUUUUAGGUGUAAAAUAGUGAAACAAGAGGACUUGUUAAAGACUGUUACAUAUUACUGAACUUGUUAAAUGAUGCUAAAAGAAAGUUCACCAGUGCUGAAAUUUUUAAACACAUUGUUUUACAGACAUCAUGAUCUGUAAUGAACGGAUAAAUAUUAAUACCUAAAAAUUUUUAUAAAUUGUGAUUUAACUAUCUGGCUCUAGGCUUCUAUAGGUGUUAGACUGACACUCCAGUUACAAGUUUUUUCCAGUGUGCUUCUGGCCUCUGAUAUUGAAGUUGUGCUGGGAAUUUGUACUUCUUCUGAACUCAGUGCACUUGAUUAUAAAUGGGUUAUUACUCUCAUCAACUUUAAUAGGGUUUAUGUAUGGUUUUCCACCUAGUUAAAGGAAUCUAGUAUCAAUUCUUUUGUGUUACGUAGUACAUAUUGAUUCUUUUCAUCCUGCAGGAAUUAGAAUGGGAUAGUAGUAAUCUGUAGUCCUGAUGCAGCUCUGAUUUUAUCUUUUAAUGCUUUCAUGGAUUUAUUUCAACCCCUUUUUCAUUGGGGUUUUUCUUCUCUGGAUCAUGGUAGGAUUUUUUUUAUGAAUGGUGGCAACAAAUACUGUGAAGUGAGGACUACCACUAAAUUUGAGGGGCUUGUACAGUAUGUAGUCUUCUUAUGCUAGUUGUGCUAAAUGUCCACAAAGAGCAAUUGCCAAAGUGCAUAAUUCCGUUCCACAGCCAAAAGAAUUCAUGAGUUAUUAUGCACUGAAUAUUCUCCUGGCUUGUAAGAGAUCCUUUCAUCUUAUUUACAGUUCAGUCAUAACCGAAAGCCUAUUAUUAGUGUUUGGUUUCUUUUAUUUUUAUGGUGUAGAGAAAGACAGGCAAGUUACCCCAAAUGAGCCUGGUCCUACAAGAAAAGAUGUAUAUGGAAUUCAUCCAUAAAUGGCUACUACAAAAAAGAAGCAGGUUAAGCGAUUCAGGAAAUCCUUAAGAAGACAGGAACAUUAUGUAAUUGAAUGGUAUGAAAGAUUGUUGAUAAUAAAUGAAUCUUGAAAUUGUGAGCUCCACACAGUAUAUGUGGAUUGUGAAGCCUGACAUGCACAAUGAGAGAGUGAGAGAGAGAAAAUAGAAAAUGAAUCAAGAUACCGGUAAGUUGACUAAAAAAAAAUUACAUACAACAAUUGUACAACUGAAGAAAACUUCAAAGUACUAUUAAAACUGCUCUCAAACUUAUAUGUAUCAUCAUCAGUAAUAUGGUUUAUAGCUAAAUGAAUGACACAGUUGAUGUGCAGUGGAACCUUGAAUUUUGUACAUAAUCCGUUCCACGUCUCACGAAGUCCGAAAUGUACGAAAUCUGAAACAGUAAUUCCCAUAAGAAAUAAUGAAAAUCCAAUUUAUGUGUUCCAGACACCCAGGAAUAUUAACAAAAAAUAAAUUUUAUAGAGAAUAAACACAUUUUAUCAUACAGCAAACAAUGAGAAAUAAAAAUAAAUUACUAAUGAAUGGACAAAUAAAUAUUUAACAUCACUCUUACCUUUAUGGAAGACUUGUUAGGUUAUAAAAAACAGAGAGGAGGGGAGAGGGAGGAGGAGAGGUUAUUGUUUUGAAGGGGAAUCCCCCUCCAGAAGAACUUCAGGUAUCAAGGACCCAUCUGGAGUUAUUUUCCUCUUCGUUUUUUACUGGCACUACCUGAGGUUACUUCCCCACUUCGUUUUUUGCUGGCACUAGGACCAGCUUGAGUCACUGGAGUCUAGACCCCUGUUGUACAACAAAACUGCCCAAAGACAUUUGUUUUUGGUGUCUAUAAAAUUUGCCUAAAGUGAAACAAGGCAUUAUCAUUAAACAUAUUGGAGAAACAGGUUACAAGAUCUAAGUUGGGAUGAUAAUUCUCAAAAAAAUUUUUUUACAUCACUCCACUUUGCAAGUAAGCACAUUGUGUGUGCCUGUUUGAUUUUUUAAUUUUUCAAACCAACCUCUGCUGGCUUCAAAUUCACUAACAGCAGCAUUCGUUGUAGGAAUUUUUAUUAUUGAAAUCAGCAUGAAACAUCCUUGCCUUUUCACCAAGUAUUGCCUGCACACUUUGCUAUGAAUUCUUUCUUGAAUUCUGUAGCGUCUCUCGCCUUUUUUUAUGGAAGGGCUGGCACUUAGAACUUUGUUUGGCCACAUGGUGGUUUAUUCAGCAGUUGCACUCCAAUAAAAAAAAAGUGCAAAAAACAAUUAACAAAGAAGCAGAAUAGGUCACAAGAGAACUUGGGAUGCUUUGGGCACAAUACCGACCUAGUCAUGCUAGUCAUUAGGUGGGCCCUGGAAGCAGUGUUUCUGGGUGUGUGAAUUCCAAGGAAAUCUACAAAACCCAAGUCAAAAUUUUGUAAAAAAAAAAAAAAAAAAAAAAAAAAAAAAAAAAAAAAAAAAAAAAAAGUCAACAAAAACCGAAUCAUACAAAAACCAGGGUAUAUGAAAUCCAAGGUUUGAUUGUAAAGCCAGUCCCCCGGUUCUGUUCUUGGCAAGGUGCUGAUAAGCGAAAAAUGCCAUUAACUGAAACUCGUCGAUUUAUGGUGCUAUGGUGCCGAGUUUCGGUUAAUGGCGCCUCUGUUCGAUAGGUUACAGCACCAUAACUCUAUUGUUGGGAACUUAUGGCGCCGAUAACCAAAACUCGGCCCAUUAUGGUGCCAAAAAUCACUGAUUUUAUGGUACUAGACAAACACCAUAAAACCAGAUCACCAUUAACCAAGGCCAUUGAUAACCAGGGACUGCCUACUGAGUAAUUUUUGACACCAUGGCACCUCAGCUGAAAAUUGUCUAGGUCAAUGUAGUAUAUAGCCGAGUGAUUAACAGUUCAGAAUACUGUAGUCUAGAUAAAUAAUGAUCAAACUUUUGAAACUCUAAAUUUAAGACCAGUAACAUUCAGUACAUCUUCUGAAAGGCUGUUUGACAGUUGAAGAAAAGCUAUUUAGGUUUCAUCAAAAACCAGUUCCACAUAUUGAGGGAGGCUGCUGGGUUCCCUAUAGAUUAUUUUAUUUAAUCCCCAUUCCUUUUUACUGGAAUUCAUGUUAUGUAGAAUGAUAAGUUUGUUUGCUUGUUUGCUGAGUUACUAAUUGUUUGAUAUGUAGCUAAAUAUUUUAGAUAUAAAUGCAUCCUUGUACGUAUUUAAGCAAACCAUCAGACAUAUACUUCAUACAGUGUUACCUGGAACACAGGAAUAGGAUGCCUGCCGCUAGUUAGAGCCGGUUAGUUAAGUCACUGACAAGCAUGAUUAGUUGUGAUGUGGCCUGUUUCAAAUAUUUUGAAAUUAGGACAUAUAUGGAGCAGUGAAAAACUUAAUAAAAAGUACAUCUUUUCUUUGUAAUUUUUCCAAGGUUCUAAAGAUCCCAUAGUCAGUGAAAAGCACAUUAAGUGCAUAAAUAAAGAGAAAUUCGUUUUUCUUGUAAGUAAACGGUGUAGUAUAUAAACUUAUAAUACCAGACAAGAAAAUUGCUCAAGUUUUGUGGGAAGAGCUCGGUAUAGUACUUAUUGUAUUUUCUUCAAAGUCAAAUGUAAAUCUAGCUUUAGUCACUCAGAAGUAUUUCUGCAAGCACUGCCAGAUAUAUAUUACUAAAAAUUUUAGAAAAAAGGAUCUUAAUUUAUAUUUAUUAAUGACAAUAUUUUAGACUAUGUUCUGUAUCUAUGCCUUACGUUUUGUUCUUUUAAAUAAGACAUCUCCACCGGCUUAUAGGAUCUUGGUAAUUUUAGCAUUGUUGUUAUUUUUUAUAAAUUACAUACUCAACAUUUGAAGUAAUAUAUGUAAUUGUUAAUAGACAUUUCUACUUUCCAUGUAUAGAAGAAAACUGGUGUAGUAUAUUAAAACAAUGUUGUUGUUGUUAUUAUUAUUAUUAUUAUUAUUAUUAUUAUUAUUAUUAUUAUUAUUAUUAUUAUUAUUAUUAUUAUUAUUAUUUGUUUAGUGAAGCUUGCAGUUUUAUAAAGAAUAUGUUAUGUACUGCAAAGUGAUGACCUUAUGUGCAUUCUUCCCAAGGGAUUAUUGUAUAAAAAUUAUCUGAAGGACUUCAAGAAGUCUGCAUGCUUUGGUUAACCAUAGCCUAUUAAAUGUUGAGGUCAGUUUUUCUUAUACUGAAAGAGUUUAUUUUGUCAAGACUAUUGCUCUCUCUAAGGUUUAAUUAAUAAAAGAUAUUCUUACAAGCCA
This is a messenger RNA of Macrobrachium nipponense, 8714 nucleotides long. RefSeq lists its product as uncharacterized. Gene Ontology annotation, biological process: inositol phosphate biosynthetic process. The transcript is spliced from 9 exons. Gene Ontology annotation, molecular function: inositol-1,3,4,5,6-pentakisphosphate 2-kinase activity; ATP binding. Lineage: Eukaryota; Metazoa; Arthropoda; Malacostraca; Decapoda; Palaemonidae. The record is from RefSeq and is a predicted model, not a curated record. Gene Ontology annotation, cellular component: nucleus. The coding region runs from base 286 to 2577 and encodes 763 amino acids.